AUGGAGAACACCACUGAACGAGCCCCAUUCCUCCUGCAGUCAUGGUUGAUUUUGGUAACUGCCGCUACAGUUUAUAGUCUGGUGUGCGUUGUUCGAGCACUUCUACACCCUCUACGGGAUAUUCCUGGUCCAGUUUUGGCUCGAUUCACCCGACUAUGGUAUUUGCGUGCGGUGAACAAGGGAAACUUUGAGAUGAAGAAUAUCCAACUUCACAGGACUCAUGGACCGGUCGUUCGUAUAGCCCCCGGGCAGUAUUCAUUGGAUGACCCUGAGGCAAUUCGCACACUGUAUUCGCAUUCCUCCGCCUUUGUCAAGGCACCAUGGUAUUUGGCCAGUUCGAAUCCCAGUCCCGAGUCACACGACUUGUUCACGGAUGUUGACCCUCGGCGCCACGCCGCGAAUCGACGAAGAGUGGCAUCCCUCUAUAGUAUGACGAGUCUGGUCCAGAUGGAGCCGUGCGUUGCCGAGUGCAAGGCCGCUUUAAUCGACCGUUUGACGGAAUUCGCAGAGUCAGGGCAGUCAUUCAACUUGCAGCAUUGGAUGCAGUUCUACGCCUUUGAUGUCAUUGGCCUGAUUACGGUCAACAAACGAUUUGGGUUUUUGGAUAGUGGGAAGGACCAGGACUCGCUCAUUUCUUCUCUCCACUCGUACCUUGUCUAUGCCUCCCACGUCGGUAUCUACCAUGGAGUACACCCGCUGUUGUCGAAGCUACUUGGUUUACUCCCCACUGGGGGCAUUGCCCACCUGGUGGCCUUUACAUUGCAGCAGAUUUCCGCCGCCCGCAAGACGUUGACAGAGAAGGCCAGCAGCGGCUCUUCUGAUCCUUUCUUGAAGAAACUGCUGGAUAUGCAGGCAAAGAGCCCUGGCAAAAUCAGCGACGCGGACAUUUUCACGACUUGCGUUACCAAUGUUGGAGCAGGUUCCGACACGACGUCGGUUUCUCUGACAGCCAUCCUGUACAAUCUCUGUAAACAUCCAAACGUCUACCACAAGCUCCGGGAAGAGAUCCGCCUAGCCGAGGCCGAAGGGAGGCUUUCGUCGCCAGAGAUCACCUUCCAACAGUCCCAAACACUACCCUAUCUUCAAGCGUGCAUCAAGGAAGCUCUGCGCUUACAUCCGGCCACUGGCCUACCUCUCGCUCGCGUUGUCCCCAAGGGCGGUGCGACGCUGUCCGGCACAUUUUUUCCUGAAGGCGAGAUUGUCGGUGUUAACGCGUGGGUUGCCCACCGGAAUCAAGCUGUGUUCGGGAGCGAUGCAGACGCUUAUCGGCCAGAAAGGUGGAUAGAGAAUCCCACCCGGCUCUCCGAAAUGGACCGUAGCUUCUUGGCUUUUGGCGGUGGGGCGCGGACGUGUAUAGGGAAGAAUAUCAGCCUGAUGGAGAUAGGCAAGCUGAUCCCACAGCUCAUCAGACGCUUUGAUUUUGAGCUCCUUGACGCGGAGGCUGAGGCAAAGACGCAGAACGUGUGGUUUGUCAAGCAGUUAGACAUCAAGUGCCGAGUACGAUUACGCCACAGGUAG
Aspergillus versicolor CBS 583.65 is the source of this 1518-nucleotide messenger RNA. RefSeq names its product cytochrome P450. The coding region runs from base 1 to 1518 and encodes 505 amino acids. The transcript is spliced from 7 exons. NCBI's taxonomy places the organism in Eukaryota, Fungi, Ascomycota, Eurotiomycetes, Eurotiales, Aspergillaceae. Gene Ontology annotation, molecular function: heme binding; oxidoreductase activity, acting on paired donors, with incorporation or reduction of molecular oxygen; iron ion binding. The record is from RefSeq and is a predicted model, not a curated record.